Molecule: messenger RNA, 2580 nt
Organism: Botrytis porri
Lineage: Eukaryota; Fungi; Ascomycota; Leotiomycetes; Helotiales; Sclerotiniaceae
Exons: 2
Coding region: 1-2580 (859 amino acids)
Biological process (GO): ubiquinone biosynthetic process
Cellular component (GO): extrinsic component of mitochondrial inner membrane
Molecular function (GO): kinase activity
Source: RefSeq, a predicted model, not a curated record
AUGGCGGGGAAGAGGAUUCUAGACUUGGCUGCUCUCUUCAAUGCUUCCCGUGGGGUUGCACAGAAGCACAUUGCACUAAAGACAAGACAAAUUGAUGUAUACAAUAGAACUUCGACUCUAGCAAGAGCAGUACGCAAUCAGACAGACCGAGUUACGGAGACUGCCAAAGCAGCAACUUUCCUUGCAUCAAGAUUGAAUGAUAAUGUGCCAGAAUGGACAAAGGAGGCAACAGAUUAUACAACCAGUUCUCAAUCGAAUGAUAGUGGACCUAUACCCAGCAGAAAAUCUACGAAGGAACGAGAGCAUACACCAGAGAAAAAGGAGGGAUUAGAGCAGAAUCAUUUCUAUGAAAAGUCCGAAUUAAAUUCGUCUGUCAAUCCAAUUCCGAAAAGAGAUUUGCAUAUUCAGCAGGAAAAGGCCAAAAAAUAUCCAUUUCCUGACGGAACAAUCCCCCCUCAAAAUGCAGAUAUCGAUACUGCCGAAUUAAAUGCAGAUACAACUCCUACCAGAUCGAAAGCUGGACCCAAGCUCGAUCCGAUUGACAGUGGGGGAUUGCAUCCUGCGGCUUCGAAUGCCUCGACCAUCCCUAUUCCAAAAACCAAGCCUUUAUCCGCGGAUAAUGCAAAAUGUAUUCAGCGAAAACACGAGCGCCAAAUCCCAUCAGUCACUGCAGAUGCAAUUGGGCAUUCAAAUAAUCCAUUGGAAGAAGGGCAUGAUGAGGAUUCUUUCUAUGAUAGAUCAAGACACACAUCACCUACCUUAUCUUCCUUACCCAGGGCCAAAAUACCAAAACAUACAUCCGAUAUUCAGGAAAAUAAUCAACAUUUGAAGGAUGAUGCUAUAAGCUCUGAUACCUUCUCAGAAACUGUUGAUAGGACUAAACAAAUACCCUCUGUUGAAUCAGUCCCUGAGCAAGAACAGCUGCCCGAGGGCAUCAACACAGAUCUGUUCCAUAGCCCAAGGAUUGCUAGGUUAUUGGGAGGUAAAACUCAAGGAUCAGGUAAAAGUACGCUGGGCUUAAAGGGAGUAAAAGACACUCCUGUAGAUCAGACCCAACUCGCAAGAAAUAAGGACCAGGAUACCUUCAAUGUUUGUUCAUCUGUUCAAGCAGAACCGACUACCCUGGAUAGUCCACUCAAAUCCGUUCUUGAGACUCCUCGUCAAAACGAUGAAGGCAUCGAAAAGCUAGCGGCAGAUAUUAGCAAAGAAAGUAGUAAAACUUUGCAGCCAGAGGGGAGCUCACAGCCUGCUCCAUAUAAGCUGCGAGAAUCUAGUGUUCCUUCCUCAAGACUUGGAAGGUUGUGGAACUAUAGUGGUCUCGCUGUUGGCAUGGUAGGGGGGGCCAUCAGCGAAAGUCUUCGUCGAGUUGGUGGUGGUGGCGGCGAGGGUUCUUUCAUGUUGAGCGCAGGUAACAUGGACAGACUUGUGACCAAAUUGUCUCGGAUGAGAGGUGCAGCUUUAAAAUUGGGCCAGAUGAUUAGUUUUCAAGACUCCAAAAUGCUUCCGGCGCCAAUCCAAGAGGUAAUGCAACGAGUUCAAGAUCGAGCAGACUACAUGCCCGCUUCACAAAGGAACAAAGUAUUAACAGCAAAUCUCGGACCUGAAUGGAGAGACUUAUUUGGCGAGUUUGAAGAAGUUCCUUUGGCUGCUGCAUCUAUUGGUCAAGUCCAUCGUGCGACUCUCAAAUCAACGGGUGCAAAGGUUGCCGUAAAGAUUCAGUAUCCUGGGGUCGCAGAUUCCAUAGACUCCGAUCUUAAUAACCUUGCAAUCCUGCUUACAGCAUCUCGUCUCUUACCAAAGGGCUUAUUCCUCGAUAAAACGAUAGCAAAUGCCCGAACAGAACUGGGAUGGGAAUGCGAUUACAUUCGAGAAGCGGAAUGCGGACUACGUUUUCAGGAACUUUUGGCGGAUGAAGAAGAUGUUUUUGUCGUACCAAAAGUAUUUUCCGAAGCAUCAGGGAAACAGGUCCUUACUAUGGAAUAUAUGGAAGGCGUGGGUGUUACUCGCGUUCAAAGUUUUACGCAAGAGCAACGCGAUUGGAUUGGAACCCAGAUCCUACGUCUCUGUCUUCGCGAGAUUACUGAGUUCAAAUACAUGCAGACCGAUCCUAAUUGGACAAAUUUCCUUUACAAUGCACAAACCAAUAAACUAGAACUUCUCGAUUUCGGUGCCUCUCGCGAGUAUCCCGAAGAGUUUAUUACUAAAUACACACAACUUCUAGAUGCAGCUUCAAGAUCAGAGAGAGAUACAGUUCGCUCUCUGUCUAUUGAUCUCGGGUAUCUUACAGGCCAAGAAUCUAAGGCGAUGUUAGACGCGCACAUACAAUCUGUUCUCACUCUCGCAGAACCAUUUUUAGAGUCUUCUCCGGAAAUUUAUGAUUUCCGAGAUCAAACCAUUACGGAAAGAGUAAAGGCUCUCAUUCCGAUCAUGAUCAGAGAGCGACUAGCGCCACCACCAGAAGAAACUUAUAGUUUACAUCGAAAAUUGAGUGGGGCGUUCUUACUGUGUGCGAGAUUGGGCAGUAGGGUUAGGUGUAGAGAGUUAUUUACGAACAGUAUGGAAGAGACGAAAUUCUUGUAA